Messenger RNA from Hippocampus zosterae (dwarf seahorse), 3290 nucleotides. RefSeq names its product small G protein signaling modulator 3 (gene sgsm3). The transcript has 21 exons. NCBI's taxonomy places the organism in Eukaryota, Metazoa, Chordata, Actinopteri, Syngnathiformes, Syngnathidae. Bases 339 to 2606 code for a protein of 755 amino acids. The record is from RefSeq and is a predicted model, not a curated record. Gene Ontology annotation, molecular function: protein binding.
UUCAGGGGGACGAUUAGUUCCGGGAUGUGGGACUAUUUCUCCCGAAUGGCCGCUCAGGAGCAAGCGUUGAAAGGUGCAAGGAUACAGCGGAGCUCCACGUCGCUAGCAGGUGCACAGUCGUUUCGUGAAUUUUUAAAUCCCUUGAGACAAACGCCAUGGCGCCGCUUUCGGCGUUUCCAUCUUUCCCUUCAUGGUGAACAACGCGUCUGCUGCUAGCCACACGCCCUUGUUUACACUUUACGAAUGUCACGCAGAUCCCGGAGCGACUGCCGCACCUGACGUCAGAGUGACCGCAGUCUUGGAAUAGAGAAGGCAUCACUCUAGAAUCCACGUCCACCAUGUCAGGGACAUACACACCGGCUCCCGGCGGGCCCUUCUCGGCUCUCACUCCAAGCAUGUGGCCCCAGGACAUUUUGGCAAAGUACCAUCAAAGAGACAACUCGGAACAGACUGAACUCAAGUACGAUGAGUUUGGCUUCAGAGUGGACUUGGACGCGACUGAUGAUCCCGAUCCUUGGCUGGGCACCGAAGGCUCACCGCAGUGUGAAAACCCUCAGCAGAGGUUGCGCUGGCAAGCCCAUUUGGAGUUCACGCAUAAUCACACCGUGGGCGACCUCACCUGGGAGCUCAUUGCGCCGGUCCUUCCGCGCUCCGAACGCCUGCGCGCACUCGUACUCGGUGGCAUCCCUCAUAGCAUGAGGCCGCAGUUAUGGAUGCGUCUGUCUGGAGCGCUGCAGAAAAAGAGAACUUCUGAAAUCACCUACAAAGAAAUCAUCAAAAACAGCUCCAACGAUGACGCCUCCACAGCCAAACAGAUAGAGAAGGACCUGUUGCGGACAAUGCCCACCAACGUGUGCUUCAAUAACCUAACAAGCGUCGGGGUCCCGAGGCUGCGACGGGUACUUCGAGGCCUGGCCUGGCUUUACCCCGACAUUGGCUACUGUCAGGGAACUGGAAUGGUGGUUUCCUGUCUGUUGCUCUUCAUGGAGGAGGAGGAUGUGCUGUGGAUGAUGUGUGCUCUGAUUGAAGACCUCCUCCCACCGUCGUACUUCUCCUCCACCCUGCUGGGCGUCCAAACGGACCAGAGGGUGCUUCGUCAGCUCAUCGUUCAGUACCUACCGGCCCUUGACCGCCUUUUGCAAGAGCAUGACAUUGAGCUGUCUCUGAUCACGCUGCACUGGUUCCUGACAUCCUUUGCCAGCGUGGUGGAUAUCCGUUUACUCCUCCGGAUCUGGGACCUCCUCUUCUACCAGGGCUCCUUGGUUCUCUUUCAAAUCACGCUGGGCAUGCUUAAGAUCAAGGAGGAAGAGCUCAUAUCGUCGGAAAACUCCGCGUCCAUUUUUAACACGCUCUCCGACCUGCCGAGCCAGUUGAGAGACGGGCCCGCAGUUCUCGGGGAAGCUUUGAGGCUGGCGGGCAAUCUGUCGCAGGACACGCUGGACGCUCACCGACACAAGCACCUUGCCUACAUCCUCAACGAACAGGCCCAGCUCGACAGUGGAAACGUGCCGCUCAAUUCCAAUCUCAACAAGCAGGUGGUGAGGAGACAGUCCCUGCGGAGAAAGUCCACUCUCAGCUCGCUGCUCUUUGGGGAGGAUGAGGCCGAAGCGCUCAAGUCCAAGAACAUUAAGCAGACCGAGUUGGUGGCGGCCCUUCGAGAGGCCAUCACGCGCACUUCUGAACAUUUCCACUGUCUGGACCCACGCCACUCCAGCACUGAGCUCACCCCUGACUACUCCAUGGAGAGCCACCAGCGGGACCAUGAAAACUUCCUGGUCGUGUCCCGAAACCGACGGAGACGAGCAAAGGCUUUGCUGGAUUUUGAGCGCCAUGAUGAUGACGAGUUGGGCUUCAGGAAGAAUGACAUCAUCACUAUCAUCUCACAAAAGGACGAACACUGUUGGGUCGGAGAGCUCAAUGGUCUUCGAGGCUGGUUCCCCGCAAAGUUUGUGGAGAUCCUCGAUGAAAGGAGCAAAGAGUACUCGUUAGCAGGGGAUGACUCGGUAACAGAAGCUGUGACCGAUCUCGCCAGAGGGACUCUGUGUCCGGCCCUCAAGGCCAUCUUUCUUCACGGCCUUAAGAAACCUUCCAUUUUGGGCGGGCCCUGUCACCCGUGGUUAUUCAUAGAAGAGGCGGCCAGCAGAGAGGUCGAGAGGGAUUUCAACUCUGUCUACUCAAGAUUAGUGUUGUGUAAAACCUUCAGGUUAGAUGAAGAUGGGAAGGUUCUAACACCAGAGGAGCUCCUAUACCGGGCGGUACAGUCAGUCAACAUGAGCCAUGACGUGGCUCAUGUUCAGAUGGAUGUCAAGUUCAGGUCUCUGGUCUGCGUGGGCCUCAAUGAGCAGGUGUUGCACUUAUGGCUGGAGGUGCUGUGUUCCAGCAUGGCGGCUGUCGAGAAAUGGUAUCAUCCGUGGUCGUUCCUGCGCAGUCCCGGAUGGGUCCAGAUCAAAUGUGAACUCAGGGUCCUUUCAAAGUUUGCCUUCAGUCUUUCGCAAGAUUGCGAAUUACCGGAGCGGAAGGAGGAGAAGGAGCAGAGGCCACUGAAAGAGGGCGUGCAGGAUAUGUUGGUGAAGCAUCAUCUCUUCAGCUGGGACAUUGACGGCUAAACAAAAAAUUGGGCAAAAACUGUAUCCUCACAUGAGUGUGCGUGUGUGACUUGUGUGUCUUUUGAAACAUGUUUUUGUCUGAUCCUUGGACUCAACAUGGACUUUGUUGGAACAUGGCAACACAUUUCAAUGACUAUAAGCCUCCUGGUUGCCAUUAAGGGUCACUGGUUUGUGUGAACUCAAGUGUGCGUGCAUCAAGAUGCAUCCAAUUUUAUUUAUUUAUUUUUUUGUUCACGGUGGUUUUGGAGGAUGUUUUGGAAACUUUAUUAUGGAGGUGAAAAAGAAGUACAGAAUCGUCUGUAUUCACUGGACUGCAGUCCUUACUUUCAGCCAGUUUUUUUUUUUUUGCUCCCCCACUAGUUGAUUGGUGCACGAGGGAGGCUUGAGGGGCAUCCUCUCGUGAAGUGCAGCCAUUGUUCUCUCACACCAAAACAUUUGACUUUUCCAUAUCACCGACCAAUACAUUGAAAGACCAAAACAGAAUAUUCUUUAAAGCUUGUAAAUUUUGAAAUUAUUUUUCACAGAACUUGUCUCAUAUUACGCUAAAUGUAAAGUGCCAAGUACAGCCUUUAGACUGUGUAUAUUAUCGUGUGUGUGAAUGUGUGCUACCUGAACUGUGGUAGUGAAUAAUGCACGUUGAAGAAAAAUGGUGUUCUGCAAUCCAAAUAAAAUUAUCUGAUGAGA